UUUACUGGGGGUCGAUCAAUUGAUUCUGUUCCCGUGGGCGCUGGGGCCAGUUCUACUAUGCUUGGAGGCACUUCUUCUGCUUGGAAUGGCUAUGAGAGCGAAGAGGUCGAUCUGCUUCACUCACUUGUUGCACAGGCUUUCGACUGCUUGCCUGAAGAUGACGCCGAUGAUGACAAGGAAGCAGCUGGACUGCAUAGUGAAGCCAAUCAGGAUGGUGAGGCCGCCCUUAUAGGAGGCCAUGAGGAAAGAGAUGAUGAUGACGAUGAUGAUGACGACGACGAUGAUGAUGAUGAUGGCAACGGGGAUGGCGAUGAGGACGAAGAGAAUGAUGAGGAAGAAUUGGUCUCCAUGGAAGCCUUAUCAUCUCCAGCUCUGGUGACAUUUUCCUCAGGUAGUGCUUUGGGAGCUACUGGCACAGAAAGCCAAGUUAACAGUUGGCAACGCGGCUCCAGAUCCAGUGGUGGACGAAGAAUCUCCAGACAGAUCCCAGUUCAAGCUUUGCUCGAUCAGGUUGACGAUGAGGCUUUAUUUAAUCUGGCACUCCAACUGAGCCUUCGUGAUCAAGGAGGCCCCGGCACUGCCGCUCGAAUACAGGCGGAGGCUGAAGCUGCCGCGGCCUCAGCAGCUGAAGCUGGCAUUUCCUCUUCACACCCACAGGAUGAUGUACUGAUCGAACUUCUUACGAGUGCAGCCGAACCUGUAGCUUCCUACAACACGGAUGGAAAAGUUGAUACCAGCACCAGCUCAGCCUUUGCCUCUUCACUUCCUUUGAACAGCCAGCCUUUUAUUUUAGCCAGCACUGGCUCGUUACCAAGUCAGGUUUCUAAUGAACCCCAGACAACUGCAUUAGCAACCACCACUUCAUCUACUUCAAUGGUCCUUGCGACUGCUGUGUUAGUUCCUGCUGAGACCGAAUUUGUAAUACAGGAUAUAGCAUCAAUUCCUCAUUCUCUUCUUACGCCUGCUCCACUAUCUACCCCAGCCGAUGUAGUUCUUCCUCUUAUGGAUUCCCUAUCUGUCGCGCCGGCCAACAGUCCUACCGAGGGAGAGGGUCUUGAAUUAGCUUUGGCGUCUUCAAAUGCCUCUCAUCAAGACGGUCUCUCUCAGCCGCUAUUCUCAAGAGACGCCUUGCCGUUAGCCUCACAAGGUUGGCUCAAACUCGGUUUUAUCUCUGCAUGA
Protopolystoma xenopodis is the source of this 1179-nucleotide messenger RNA. The record is from the annotation of a GenBank genome assembly. NCBI's taxonomy places the organism in Eukaryota, Metazoa, Platyhelminthes, Monogenea, Polystomatidea, Polystomatidae.